Molecule: messenger RNA, 804 nt
Organism: Haemonchus placei
Lineage: Eukaryota; Metazoa; Nematoda; Chromadorea; Rhabditida; Trichostrongylidae
Source: the annotation of a GenBank genome assembly
AUGCGGGUCAACGUAGCUCGGGUGUGGGAGGAUUCGGAUUAUGCCAGGGUCAAAAAUAUGUGCGAAAGUAACCAAGGAUGGACUGAGGUUUACAAAAAGAAAUGCGUCGCUGUGUUUACUCAAACAGUUCCAUCCAGUAACUAUCACAUGAUUAAGGCAGUUGCGACGUUUCCCGACGUGCCGACAAGUGUUGCCUAUGAUGUAUUGCAUGAUUCGGCCUAUCGUCCCCAUUGGGAUCGGCAUAUGGCAGCCCAGUGCUACAUAGGACGAAUAAAUCCGAACAAUGAUAUAGGAUAUUAUGCAUUAACGGGCAUACCACCAGUCCGAGCACGUGACUUUGUAUUACAACGUUCAUGGCUCGAUACAGGAGAUGAGAAAAUGAUUUGUGGGCAUUCAGUUUGUCAUCAGGAUUAUCCGCCAAUGAAAGGAUACGUACGAGGAACCGCUUUACUAUCUGCAUACCUUAUACGACCAAGUCAUCGUAAGGAUGGAGGAUGCGAUCUUGUUUACAUCAGUCAUGCUGAUCCAAAAGGUAAUAUCCCCACAUGGUUGGUGAAUCGCCUCACCCGAGUAGUGGCCCCUAAAAUCAUCAAAAGGCUGUACAAAGCCUGCUUAGCGUACCCAGAAUGGAAGGCACGAAAUCAGCCAAAUGUCAAGCCAUGGAUCUAUCCUGAGCAACAGUUGGAUUUCCCACGAGUUGAUUUGGCAAAAUGCCAGCCACAAGAAUAUGAUCAAGAAAUAAUCGAUGAAAGUAUGUCUAUGAAAGAUGUUGUCUUGGAUGAGGAAGAAGAAGAAGAAGAAUAG